AUGGUCCAUCUCAAUCUCCAGAAUCCUCUGUUUUCUGCGUCCCCACUGUUGAUGGUGGUUCUGGCGAAGAAGUCCUCGCCUGGAACUCGUCCACCGUUACCCUCAGUCAUGGUGCUACCGCUCGACGUCGACCCGCUGGAACGCCCCGCAUUUGGCGCAUUCGCGCGCGCGCAGACGAACAAGAAACGCGGCGAUGGGCAGGGCAGGGAGGAACGUCUCAAGGGCGUGUUUAUCUUCCUGCGCGGCACCGCGCGCAUCUUCAUGGACAAUGGAUCAGAGUACACCCUUAACCUCCCCUUCGUCGUCCAGCGCGCAUGGCCGGCAGAGCCCCACGGCCUCCUCAUCCAGCGCGUCGUCGAAGGUUGGGAGCUUGCAGAGACCGGAGAUGGGGACUCAGAGGACGGAGGUAUCACCACGGUCUUCUCCCUCACGAGCCCUUUCUCCGAACCUGCUGCGAUUGGCUUGGUCGAUCGAAUAAGCGGUGGGUUCGCCUCGCUGCCUCUCAAGAUCGAACCGGAUUACGCUGCAGACCACGACGUCGUUUCGCCCUCGGAGCGCAUCGUCUGGGUGUCACAGCAUGCGUGGGGCCUGACCGACAAGCUCAUCGCGACCUUGAAUGCGGACCUGAACCGUAUCACCAUCUGGCGUUAUGCCUACGCUCCUCCGCCCCCCAGCUCUGCGCAGUCUACAGCUCGUCCUACACCCCACCCUCAGCAUGCGAAGCGUUCUUCCAUGUCCGGCAACACAUCUGCGCAGCUUCGCCAGACAAAUGCUGCGGCCGACAACGAUAUCCUCGCCUCUCCUGGACGCUCGGACCACAAACGUUCUUCCACGACCCCAGGUCUUCCGCCUGCACUCAACAAUACCACGACAAUGGAAGACCUAAUGAAUGGCACAGUGUCUGGUGCAGGCAGCAACUGGAAGGUGCCCUUCAAGGUUGGCCCUUCAGGCAAACUUGAAGCAAACCGGUCGGACCCUCCAGAACCCGUGAACCUUGACGAGGUGCCCGAUCCUGCUGAAGAGCAACGGAUGAGGGCUCAAUUUUGGCUUGAGAAACUCUACGAAGAGACGAUACCUGAAGCUGCAACGGCAGACCAUGAGCACAUUGCCUUGGCCGCGUUUGACGAACGUUUCGACGCUGAGAAAGUACGGUCGUUACUCGGGCUCAUUUUGAGGGCGACACAGACAUUGCAAAUCUUCGCCGUAGAACGGAACGCAGACGGCACGAUGAGCAUUCAACCUGUUGCUCGUUUCCCCGCUCUCAGCAUUUCGUCAAUACGGGCGACCAGGGACACUAUCGCGGACCUGUUGGUUUUGAAACCCGAUGGAACGCUCUCGCUCCUCACUCACGGCCUCCACGCGCUUCCUUUGUCCCUGAACACACUCAACACGUCUUCACGUGCAAGCCUCGUAGACUUAGAACACCCGAUAUAUUCGUCGGUCACUCUCAAGUACUCGAACGGCACUGCUCAUCGCCUUUCCCUUGAUCUCAUCGCGCGUGACCACCUGGUCUCCGACAGCCUGCUCGCGGUCUCGUUCGCCCUGCCCGCGGACAUGUUCUUCACGCUGCACAAGACGUUCUUACACAGGUGGGCGCAGACAAAAUACUCGUUCAUCAUCGACGCCGAGUUCCAGGCUUUCCAGGCGAGUCUGUUGCAGGUGUUAGGACUGGAGGACAAAGAGCCCUCAGCUGCGCCAGCUCAGGACGACUUAUGGACGAAGAUGGCUGGGACGGAGUCGUUCGACAAGUUUCGACACGACCCUAUUCUUCGCAAACUGCAGCUUCCGGGAGUCCCGCACCAUGGUACAUGGAAGAAGCCGGAUCGCCAGCCUCAUCCGCUCAUCGGGUCGGUCCUCCAUGCCCUGCACCUGGUGGCCGAGGAGAAGCGGGUGUUCCUCCCCUCAGUGGAGGGUGUCAUCCGUCUGGCUCCGCUUAUAUGCCGUCUCGCGAUGGUCGUCCGACCGGAGUGGGCUGAUUACUGGAAGAGAUACUGCCCUACCGCGUUGCCAGUAUGGCCGACGUCGUCUCUCACGGAACCCAAGUUCAUUGACGAUCACCUGCCCAUCGUCCCGUCGGACAUGAUCAGCCACCUCUAUGGGCGACUCAACAACCCGGAUUGGGGUCUUCCGUGGCGAGAAAGCUGGAACGUCCUUGCGCCUCGCGAUCAACACCCCUCGUUCGCGUUCGGUCGUCAAGAAGUCCUCCGACACCUGCACGCUCUUACCGUCAUCUACAAAGCCCUCUCAGACAACAAGCUCGACGUCAGGAGACGUGCGGAAGCAGGAUUAAAGGCAAUCGAGGAUACUGGCAUCUCGUUGACGAUCCUCAACCAUCUUAGUCCCGGGGUAGCGGCGCCGCUACGAGAAGCUUUGCGGACCGCGCAGCUUUCUCCAGGCGGAGAUUGGUCUAUCGCGCUCUAUAACCUUGUUGGUCGAAACGAUCUUGCGGAGGGUUUCAGCUCCAGUCCGGCCGUCUAUGCGCACCAUGGGUACCGUACUGUGAGGGAUGUGCUGCAUCCAGCAGGCCCGCGGAAGACUUCACGGCAGCUCAUGGAAGAAGUACGGAAGAUCGUGUCCAAGGAUCCGACAAAGAUCACUGGCGUGGAACUCGACCACGACUUCUCCCACAUCCGCUUUGGAACCGACAGACGAUUGGAUGAGGCCGCACGCAUGCUGUGCUCUUCGGUCGUUCCGUCUGUCCGUGCCAUUGAUAGGCCGGAGCUCAAUGAAGCCGAGCAAAUGCGGGAGCAACAGCACCAAGCGAUUCGGAUGGCAGAGCGCACGCUCGCUCUUCCCCUAGGUCGCGCCAUUUUCACCUUCGGAACUACAUUUGCCGUCACCAAGGAGUCUUUCGCAAUCCCCAAGUUCGAGUUCACGGUGCGCGUUCAACCUGGCAACAUGCUUAUUACACCAGAUAACGGCAAGGUACCCACGGACUGUAUGACCUGGGGCGAAUUCCACAACGGCGUCGCGGCAGGUCUACGCGUUUCCUCGCAAGCGCAGGCCCUGGAGAGCUCUUGGAUCAAGUUCAACAAACCUAGCGAGCUCACCCCGGAGCAUGCCGGGUUCCUCUACGCGCUCGGACUCACUGGGCAUUUGCGCGAGAUGUUGACUUGGCACACAUUCGGCUACCUCACCCCCAAGCACGAGUUGACAUCCAUUGGCGUUCUCCUAGGUCUGGCUGCGGCGAACGUUGGGAACAGCAACCGUCAUGUCACGAAGCUUAUCGCCGUUCACACCCCUGCCUUGCUUCCUAAUCCCGAUGUCGACCUGAACGUGCCGCUCAUCACGCAGUCUGCUGGCCUCAUGGGGAUGGGAUUGCUAUACAUGGGUACCAAGCAUCGACGCUUCGCGGAAAUUUGCCUGAACCAGAUCAGCCGCAAGGACCUCUACCAGCCAGACAUCAGCAACGACUACAGGGAGGCAUAUACGCUGUCUGCGGCCCUAGCGGGCGGCAUGAUCCUCCUGGGAAAGGGCUCGCACAUCCCGGCGGACUUGUCCAUCCUCGAGCGCAUGCGGGUGCUCGUGCACGGCGAGCCACGCGUGGUCGACAGCGGGAAAGUCCCGCGGCCGACGUUCGACGUCAACCUCACGUCUCCCGCGGCGACUGCCGCGCUGGGCCUGAUGUACCUGCGCACCGAGCGGCAGGACGUCGCGGACAUCCUCACCAUCCCCGACACCCUCGAGGCUAUCAACCACGUCCAGCCGAACUUCCUCAUGAUGCGCGCGAUGUGUAGGGCGAUCAUCAUGUGGUCGCGGAUACAGCCGACGAAGCAGUGGACGCUGGAACAAUUGCCGCCUGCGGUGAGGGCCGCGAUGGAGGCGAGGUUCAACGGGAAGCAGAUUGACGACGCGUACGAGCUGGCGUACUACAACAUCCUUGCGGGAGCGUGUUUUGCGAUCGCUCUGAAGUACGCUGGCACUGCCCGGGAGGAGGCGUAUCUGCUCGUGAUCCAGUACUACGACAUGUUCAGCCAGUUGGCAUACACUAACAGUAUGGCGUACGACCACCGCAUAAAGCGUUCUGCGAUCCGCGAAGGGCUCAACCUCAUCUCUAUCAGCCUGACGAUGAUCAUGGCUGGUACGGGCGAGGUCAACACCUUCCGCCGCUUGCGAUACGCGUACGGGAUGUACAACCAUCCUGUCCGCUACGGCUCACACGUCGCAACACACAUGUCCAUCGGCCUGCUCUUCCUCGGCGGUGGCCGGUAUACCCUCGGGACCUCGGACGCGGCGAUCGCGUGCAUGAUCGCCGCGUUCUAUCCUCGCUUUGCGCACGUUUCUUCGGACAACAAGAGCUACCUGCAAGCCUACCGCCAUCUAUGGGUCCUUGCCACUGAACCUCGCUGCCUGAUCGCUCGCGACGUAGAUUCUCGGGAGCUGGUGUAUGUUCCUGUCAAGCUCAAGAUCAGGGAUUUGCUCCAGCUAGGCAACGUUCAUCUCAUCGCACCGACACUUGUCCCACAGGUGGAAAACAUAAUGUCGAUCAGGGUCGACACACCGCGCUACUGGCCUUUCUAUAUGGACAUAGCGAAUGCACCCCGACAUCGGGAAUCGCUUCUGCGCAGCCAGACGCUCUUCGUGAAGCGACGAACCGCGUUUCUCAGCUACGAAGAAGAUCCAAAGGGAAGUAGGAGUCUCUUCGUCCGGUCGGGGUCGUCCUGCGGAGACGCUGCUACGCUGGACUUCCCUCGGGCGACGGACGUCAAAGCCCAUCCAGCAAGCGACCUGCACGACUUCAUCUCGUCCUCGUCCAACAACACUCUGUUCCUGGCCUUUGCCGACUUCUUCUGCAAAGACAAUGUGGAGACGCCAGAGGAGCGACAAUUCCAGUCGUACUGCCACGCGGCGCUGCUCGACUGCAUCGUCCAGGACAAGCCUCAGACGCUGCAGUCGCUGCUCACGCUCUAUCACAUGCGGACCACGUCCCCUAAAUCGGCGUACUUCACCCUGCGCCUGCAAGACCUCCGCUUCGCCGCGGACUUCUACAGCAAGAUCUACGAACGACGGUUCAGCGGCCGUGCCGAGAACAACGCGCGGCCGCCUCUUAUCAGGGAGAACACGUUGUCCGGGACGCUGUACGCGCUCGACACAAGCCUGGACGCAAUCCGAAUGACGGGCCCGUUCCAGGCGCUCCUGGGGCGGUACGCGAGGGGCGAGGAGAUCGCGGAAUCCGAGGCGGACGCGGCGCUGGAGCACCUGCCGUGGUACCUGCAGCGGAACAGCGUGCCGGCGUCGAGCGUGCUCGUCGCGCUCCGCAACUUUGCGCGGGAGACGCACCGGCAGGCGAUGGGGCUGCCGGCGGGGGCGCAGGGGCCGCUGGACGGGGACGUGCUGGGGCUGGGGCUGAAGGAGCUGGUACACGUGACGGGGACGCAGAUGUCGACGACGGUGGGCUCGGGCUGGACGAUCCGCUCGCUGGACGAGGUGAUCGGUGCGUGGAGAACGGACUCCUGA
Messenger RNA from Epithele typhae, 5457 nucleotides. RefSeq lists its product as uncharacterized. The transcript is spliced from 7 exons. Gene Ontology annotation, cellular component: anaphase-promoting complex. NCBI's taxonomy places the organism in Eukaryota, Fungi, Basidiomycota, Agaricomycetes, Polyporales, Epitheliaceae. The coding region runs from base 1 to 5457 and encodes 1818 amino acids. Gene Ontology annotation, molecular function: molecular adaptor activity. The record is from RefSeq and is a predicted model, not a curated record. Gene Ontology annotation, biological process: protein K11-linked ubiquitination; anaphase-promoting complex-dependent catabolic process; metaphase/anaphase transition of mitotic cell cycle.